Messenger RNA from Acanthoscelides obtectus, 2160 nucleotides. The record is from the annotation of a GenBank genome assembly. Lineage: Eukaryota; Metazoa; Arthropoda; Insecta; Coleoptera; Chrysomelidae.
UGUUUCCAACACACGUUUAUCGCUUGCGCUACCAUUAAAGUCACACGUAAAUUGUUCAUUUUUAGUUAUUCAUAUUUGAGACAAUGAACUGUCUGCUUACAUAAUUUCCAGAUUGACUCACAUUUUUUCUGGAGAUUUAAAUAAUGCGAGGUCAUCUGAACUUUCGAAUUUGAAUGAUACUAUAAAAAUAUAUAUCUGAUUAUUAGUCAGUUCAAAGAACGUGAAACUACCGUGGAAACUUUUGAUUUUUUAUUAUAAUUAGAGGACUAAUAAGAACAAAUCAAGUAUAAUACAUAUUUACAAAUACUUGAAAUUAUUGAGGCAACCACCAACUCCUCUCGAAGUGCUUCUAGAGUCUGAGGAGGACGUAGCAAAUUGAGCAAUCUCCUACCCAUCAUAUCCCACACGUGCUCAAUUGGGGAUAAGUCAGGAGAUCUUGGUGGCCAUGGUAACAAUGUGACAUCAUUAUGUUGAAAGAAGUCUAUUGUGACUCUUGCAACAUCUGGUCGGGCAUUAUCUUGUUGGAAAGUUGGAUCUGCCAGGGUGUCAAGAUAGGGUAAAAGAUGGGGUUCUAGAACUUCGUGGAUAUAACUCUGCGCGUUCAUGUUACCUCUGAUGAAGAUUAAAGGUGACCUGGAACCAUAGGCUAUAGCACUCCAAACCAUAACUCCAACAGUGUGAUGAAUAUGUCUUUCAACAAAAAACUGUUUUAUGCAGUGCAGACGACGUUCCAGCUUCCCAAACAUGUGAAAAUUACUCCAAGAAAUCAACAAAAUCAAUGAAAAUGCUAUAGACUUGAGCUAUUAUAUUUGUACCUAAAAAGUGAACUAGAUCAAUACUUUUCAGAUAACGAUUCAAAAACUUCAAAUACCUACAGGGUGUUUCAGAACUAUGGGAUCAAACUUGUAGGGGUUAUUCAGUGUAACAGUAGAAAACAGUACGGCCCUAAGACGCGUUAAAAUUCAGAAAGACUAUGAAUUGCCUAAAUCGGAUUUAAAGCAUUUAAUUUUUGCCUUUUGUACAUGAUAUCAUUCGAACAACAAUUGUUUAAAAUGGGUUCCUCGGCGGACUUGACUAAAAAUUUGAUACUCGUUUUGAAUGAUUUCACACGAUUUAACACGUCUUAGGGUCGUAGUGGCGUAGUGACACUUUCCGGAUAUGGGUCCCUAUACUCAAAUGUUUUCUACUGUUACACUGAAUAACUCCUAGAAGUUUGAUCCCUUAGUUUUGAAAUACCCUGUAUAUGUGGAUAGCUAUAUGCUUUAUCCCUAAAAUCCGACGAAUUUGUGAUGAAUCAGCAAAAAUAUACGUAUGCGGAAUAGAUCGAAGAAUCAGCUGUUGGCAGCAGCACCUUCAAAAGAAAUUCGUUUCGCAUGCUAGAUGCAAAUAGGUGGUGUAGUAGGGCGUUGGUCACAUAGGAAGGUGGCAAGGUUAUCGGCCAUUAUAAAAUGCAUGGGCAGUGCACUUGUAGCUAUCACUUGUUCAACAACACCAGAACAAAAUGAACGCAUUGUCCGUCGCCAUUUUUGUCGUAGCCGCGAUUGCCUCCGCCUCAGCGGGAGGCUACUAUGGAGGCUAUGACGAUGGCCAUUCCGCCAGAGGAGCCCUUGAGGGAGCUCUAGGAGGCCAGUGGAUUCCCGAUGUACCGGUCCAUGGCGGAGCUGGCAUCGGCCACGCUGGAAUCAUCGGACAUGCCGGAAUCGUAGCACCAGCUGCGAUUGGUUACGGUCUGGGACUUGGAGCGGGACAUCUGGGACUUGGAGCCGGACAUUUGGGACUCGGCUUGGGACACGGACUCGCCUCCAGGGGCGCUCUCGAAGGUGCUUUGGGAGGACAGUGGAUCCCUGACACUUUGGAGCAUGGACACCAUGGAAAAUAGAUUUAUUAUAUUAGUUCUUGUAAAUUUCAAAUCUGGUCUCUUAAAUAAAUUUUUAUUUUUUUAUAUCAUUUGCUUUCUUCUUUUUCAUGCGCUGUAUGUAGAUAAGUAAUGUAUAUAUACUGUGUAUACUUUUAUCUUCUUCUUCCGUUCUCUCUCUCUCGCUCUCUCUCUCUCUCUCUCUGUCUUUACUGUUAUGUGCUGUCAACUAUUUUUUCAAUAAAUCUAUUUUUCCUUUAAGUUUGUGUUUUAAUACCGAUCAGUUAGAAGAAUAAUUAAAAAUC